Aureobasidium pullulans EXF-150 is the source of this 2143-nucleotide messenger RNA. RefSeq lists its product as uncharacterized. NCBI's taxonomy places the organism in Eukaryota, Fungi, Ascomycota, Dothideomycetes, Dothideales, Saccotheciaceae. The record is from RefSeq and is a predicted model, not a curated record. The transcript is spliced from 2 exons. Bases 302 to 2035 code for a protein of 577 amino acids.
CGGCGCCUAGCUAACAAGAAAUAUUGAUGGUCUUGACUCCACUCGACUGACCGUUUUGCAGCCUCCAAAGUGUGGGAGACGGCUGGUAGAGACGCGUUUGAGCCCCAGAUACGUCAUAAAAUGGACGUGCACUAUCACGAUCAAGAUUGGAGAGCCGGACUUGGAAGCCUUUUGUAGAGGGCGGCCGCCGCAUGCUUCUCUGGACUUUUCGAUAUCGAAUAGAGCAGUCUUGCUUCCUGUCGCUUUCUGCUUUCCUUGCCGCCUUCGUUUGUUUGUUGGGUAUUCUACAUUCGCAUACAUCAUGGCUAUCAAUUCGCUACUACUAUCGGCCUCGUGCUUCACUAUCGCACAUGCCGCCAUCUCCCUAACACCGGCCGCCAACGCGCCUGCAGCUUCUGGCAUUUCACAAGUUCUCAGUCCUUCCUAUGCUGGCCUCGGUAUCGAGCCUUCCAACUUGUUUUCAUUCACUGGCAAAGACACUCCUAAUCAACUUUCCAUCAAUCUCCUCCAACAUCUCACAAACUAUUCCGGCGCACCUCCGCAUCUCAGACUUGGCGGCAACACUGGCGACCACAUGGUAUGGGAUGCAUCCUACGAUGCAUUCAACCUUGGCAAGAACCCCAAUCAAGAGGAGACUGGGCCCACUCCUGCAGACGGUUCGGUUUUCGGACCUGGCUACCUAGAGGCUCUCGAGCGUUUCCCCAAGGGCAUGCCCAUCACUUUCCAGCUGAACAUGGCCUACGAUGAAGGCGAUUACCUCGACCGCAUUGACGAAGCUGCUGCUGCCGUUGUCGACGGUCUCAACAACACUUCGCUCUACUCGUUUGAGAUUGGCAACGAGCCCGAUUUGUAUUUGCAAGGCUGGCAAUUGCAGAGAAACGGCACUUGGAACGGUCAAAUCUACACGCAGCAGUGGUUGGCAAGAGCUGAGUCGGUAUGCAACAACGUCCUGAAGCCGCGAGGAAUGGACUGCAACUUCUUCGAGGCUGCCCAGACGGCCUCGACCAUCUCGACCACUUUCACCCUGAAGGACAUGGUCGACGCCGGUAUCUCCGAAGACCACAACGGCACUACCUAUCUCUCUUCAUGGAACCAGCACGAUUACUUCUACUUUGUCGGAGUCUCGACUUACGACAUCACUCUCAACAUCAUGAUGGACUUUGACAGAACCGAAAGUCAGUUCCAGUACUGGACUACAGAGAUCGAAUACGCUCACUCGACCGGCAUUCCUUACAACCUCCGUGAGAUGGCCAACGUCGGUCCCAUUGGACUGAAGGAUGUCAGCAACACUUUCGGAGCUGCUCUGUGGUUCCUCAACUUCUACUGCUACGGUGCAACUCUCAACAUCUCGUCCGUUGAGAUGCACAUGACCGACAACUCGUACUCCUCGCCUUGGCAGCCCAUCUUCAUCAAUGGAGAGGCCGCCAAUGUCCGUCCCAGCUACUAUGCCAUGGCAGCCAUGGCUCAGCUCAUUGGUUCGGGCAACGGUACUACCAGACUUGCUCCCCUGGCCACCGAGAAUUCCUAUGUCCGUGCCUACGCUGGAUAUGCCAAUGACGAUUUAUCCUCAUUGGUCAUCAUCAACGCUCAGCAGGUCAACACCUCUGCUACCGACAAGGGCAGCAUCGACUUCCAGAUCUCGCUCCCCGACUACAGCGGCCAGACCCUAUUCCUCUCAUACCUCAGUGCUGGAGGUGCUGAUGCUGUCAGCAACGUGACCUGGAACGGUCUCAGCUUCGAAGGUGACAGCAUUGGCUCUGUCAGCACCGCCCAGGACCAAAGCGGUCAGACUGUCGCCCUCGAUAACAAUGGUGCUGCAACAAUCACCGUUCGCGACUCUGAGGCAGUCAUCGCACACCUCGGUGCUCGUCUGGGUUCUCUUCCCGUCACUGUCUCGAACUCUACAUCUUCCGGUUCUGGCAGCUCCGGCUCCGGUUCAAGCUCGAGCAAAACAUCCAGCGCCAGCACUAGCGGCGCAGCAUCCACAACCCUCCUGGCUCUCCUUGUGGCCCUUGUGUGUAUCUUCACAUCCUAGGAUAUUCCCACCUCCUACAACGACUAUUCACCAUCAAACCGGAUAGCACCACCUUAAUGUCUUUUUUCUCUUUUUCACUUCUCUUCUUCUGUACAUGAUAAACGCUUU